This is a messenger RNA of Drechmeria coniospora, 579 nucleotides long. RefSeq lists its product as uncharacterized. The record is from RefSeq and is a predicted model, not a curated record. NCBI's taxonomy places the organism in Eukaryota, Fungi, Ascomycota, Sordariomycetes, Hypocreales, Ophiocordycipitaceae. The transcript has 2 exons. The coding region runs from base 1 to 579 and encodes 192 amino acids.
AUGGGCCAGACUGCGGGUCUCCGGAACUCUGCUGCUGAAAUCAUCCGAUCUGAUGAAAGGCAACGUACGAAGCUCCCACACUCGACAAGAAUUACGUGCACGACGUACUCGCACACGCUGAUCAUGGCCGCCCUCAUCUCCCGCCGUCUGUUUUCCACCUCGACCCGUCGGUUCCAGAGCCACGUGCAGGAUGAGCUGAGGAAGGAGACGAAGCAAAACCCGGAGCUUUGGGUGCGUGCGACGAGCAACGCACGAGCGGAUCGUGUCGCCGCGGAAGCUAACAUUGGGCCGCAGAUCCUCGGUGGUGUCAUGGUUGCCGCCCUCGGCGGUGCCGGUUUCUACUUUGGCCGCUCGCCGACGGGCGCCACGUCGGAGACGCGAGUCACCAUAGCCAAGGACGGGAUGCCGUGGGAAGGCGACUCGAGUCUCGGCAAGUACAAGUACCACCCCGGUGGCGACAUCACAAAGGAGCCCAAGGAAGCGCCCAGCGCGCUCAACGUCGUCGUCGUGCCCGGCGUGACGCUUCCCAAGGAGCUUCACGACAAGUACAACAAGUGGGGCAAGGAUGGCUAUCCUUGA